Aspergillus chevalieri is the source of this 1359-nucleotide messenger RNA. RefSeq names its product molybdopterin molybdotransferase MoeA. The coding region runs from base 1 to 1359 and encodes 452 amino acids. Gene Ontology annotation, biological process: molybdenum incorporation into molybdenum-molybdopterin complex; Mo-molybdopterin cofactor biosynthetic process. Lineage: Eukaryota; Fungi; Ascomycota; Eurotiomycetes; Eurotiales; Aspergillaceae. The record is from RefSeq and is a predicted model, not a curated record. Gene Ontology annotation, cellular component: cytoplasm; cytosol. The transcript has a single exon. Gene Ontology annotation, molecular function: molybdopterin molybdotransferase activity.
AUGCCAUCCUACCACGAAGCCCUAGGCCUCCUCAUUACCGAGGCACAACAUACACCACCAACAACAGAGAGAGUACCACUAUGCGAUGCCCUCAAUCGCGUCUCGAAUUGCACAUACAACAGUCCCUCCUCGAACCCCAAGCAUGAUACCUCCGCCAUGGAUGGCUAUGCAUUGAAUUCCGCCGCCACCAAAACAGCCUCCCCAUCGACACCCAUCAUCUUCCACGUCGCAGGCACAACUGCCGCCGGCGAUUUACCCAUGGUCAUCUCUGGCGAGCCCGACUCUGAUGCUUCGGUAUAUCCGUGCGUGGAGAUCAUGACGGGCGCGAGAUUCCCGGAAGCGAUUGAAGGUGAUCAUAGACCGUUUGAUGCAUGCGUCAAAUUAGAAGAUGUGGAGGUCUUGGUCGGGAAGGGAGAGAGGCCAUCGGGGAAUCGGUAUAUACAGGUUGUCAAGCCGGUGGAUGCAAGCCAAAAUAGAAGGGUGGCGGGGACUGAUUUCGUGGAGGGGGAUGCUGUCGUUAGAGCUGGGGAAAGGAUAAGACCCAGGCAUGUCAUGGCGUUGGCGGCUGUUGGGGUUAGAGAAGUCGAGGUGACAAGGAGAGUAAGGGUUGGGGUGUUUUCGACAGGAAAUGAAUUGUCAGCGGAUGCACGCAGUCGAGUUCACGAUGUCAACGGGCCGUAUGUCACGACUUGUUUGCGGGAUUGGGGUGUUGAUGUCGAUUUUCUGGGGGUGCUAGAUGAUGGAGCUGAGAAGAUGGUAUCGGCGCUGGAAAGUCAUCUGCGCGACAACAAAUACGACAUCAUCAUCAGUACCGGCGGGGUAUCGACAGGGCGAUUCGACCUCAUUCCGGCUGCAUUGGAAGAUCUUGUUGCACGAGUCAUCUUUCACAAAAUCCCUAUCCGUCCUGGUCAUCCGGCUCUUUUCGCGAAGAUUCCUGUACCUGAUGCAGAUGGACCCGAGACAGCCUUCUUUGGCAUGCCCGGAAAUCCCGUCGCCAGUGCUGCUUGUCUCCGCUUCCUUGUCCUGCCGUAUAUUGAACGUCUUCAAGGCAACUCGCCGGAAUCUGCAAUUAAAGCAACAAUACGACGAGACCACGAGGAACCGCAAACCAACGGCACCACCAAAUAUGACACAAACAGAUUUGGUACCCUUGUAUCAAAAUGUCCAUCCGACAAAGAUGUCUUUCGUCCGGGCAUAUUCCGACGCCAACCAACAAGCGAAUCAGACGUCAUGCUCAUAAACGAUCACAGCCCAGGAAAGAUUAAGCCAUUCCUCGAAUCCAACUGCUGGAUUCAUAUUCCCCAAGGCAAAUCAGAACUGCAUGAGGGGGAUACUGUCGAUGUCUUCCUCAACGAAUGA